AUGGCAACCAAUUUUGUUACUCUGGGUGAACUCUGGUCCAGCCAAUUCUACCCAGAAGCAACAUCGGUGGGAGAGAAAACCUACCGAAAUAUAAAAUUGAGGCUUCUCGACUGGAACCUCUGUAGAGCAUUGAUCAUGAGCCCACGGCAGGUAGCGUGUCAGUUACGAGGAUCUAUGGCUCAAGCGGAGCUCUUUAAUAAGGCGGUGGAACCACUUAAACAUACUAGGCGUUCCAGAGAGCUGACGUCGGGGGCCCUUUCAACGGACGGGGAGUCUAAUUAUACGUCCCGAAGUAAAAGGAGACGGUGUCAAUCGUCCAGCUCAGACGACGAGUACCCGGUCAGAACCGAGAAACCAAUGAAGAGGAGGCGGCGAGUAUUGUCUUCGAGCUCGGAGGAGGAUGUCAAUGAGACAAGGCUACGCCGCGUGGAAAGCAUGGUCGAGAAUCUUUACCACUUGGUCUCAGGAAAUAAAGAGAACGAUGGCAGCGUCAUGAAUUCGACGUGGCAAGCUCCAACUCCUACAGGUGAAGAGCUGUAUGACGCCGACAGUAUUGGCACAUGUGGCAGCGUAAACGACUGGGACACGAUUUCCCCUGUCACUAGGGAAAUCGAGCCUACAGUCCCUAGGGCGGACCCAGUAAUCGAGACACAGGGCAUGAAAUGCCAGCGUUUCGGGGAAGAGACAUGGAACAAGAUUCGUUACGUGGACGCUCAGAAAAAACUCCACGCAUCACCAGUCUUCAGUACUCUGAAGGUUAACUCAUCCUUGUACAACAAUGGACAUGCAAGCCCAAUGACAGAUAUGUUAUCCAAAAGUGACCUGGCCUUCGGGACUAUCUCACACGGUCUACUGAAGCAACGGAGAAUCAUACAUGAGGCUCUGAAGGAGGCGGGGAACAAACAACCGGAAGCGGCAGACACUUUGAAAAAAGUUUUUGCUGCUAACAGUGAAUACAAGACCAUCUCGGACGACCUGCUGCAGUUCGUUUGCGGAAAAAGGGCGGAAAUCAUCGAAAGUCGCAGGAAACUAUACGAGCCUAAAAGUAGUUACUAUAGGUCCAUCGUCAAUGAGAUUCCUCCGUCAGGUACGCACUUGUGGGAUGAAGAGCAGCUGAAAGAUGUGGUUAAAAUGCAUGGAGUGACGAAAAUUGCUCCUGUCCGCUGGCAGAGUAAUCUGGGAAAAGUCGCACUGAGACAGAAGGUGCCUCAAGGAACUUCUCAUGAAAAGUAUCUGCGUCAAGGUUCAUUUAAAAAAAUGAAGAAGGCAGAGUUUAAGCAUUCGCGUAAGCCGGGGGCGAAAAGUCAUACCAAGCUAGCUCGUAAGGAGCAACCACCUUUAGAUAAAAGGCGGAGUUUUUGA
This is a messenger RNA of Acanthoscelides obtectus, 1362 nucleotides long. Lineage: Eukaryota; Metazoa; Arthropoda; Insecta; Coleoptera; Chrysomelidae. The record is from the annotation of a GenBank genome assembly.